AUGCAACAUCGAGAGCAACAGCAGGUGCAACAAGAGAGCCGUCAGUUCCAACAGGAACACGAUCGCGCGCUUGCUCAGAAUGGGUUGCAGCGAACUGAAAUUCCUCCAGCGAUGAAAAAAUCAAGGAUGUGCAGUUUUUUUGAUUACGGUAUUCACUAAUAAUAAGGAACCGAGGUGAAAACAAAUAAUCCUAGAUUAAAAUAACUUGUUACACUUACAUUAAGGUUAACCCCCUAGUAAGUUGGAUGCGUCAUCAUCAUCCCUUUCGGGUUGAAUCGAACUCUAACUUGAGCAAGGCAGAUGCAGUCGUGGUUGGCGGUGUUCUUUUGCU
Molecule: messenger RNA, 331 nt
Organism: Amoebophrya sp. A25
Lineage: Eukaryota; Dinophyceae; Syndiniales; Amoebophryaceae
Source: the annotation of a GenBank genome assembly